GUUCUUUUUAUAUACAUAACCUUUGUAAAUUGUGAAUGUUUUUGCCACGGCUUAUCUGCGAAAUGGCUGGAUAAAAUUUGAUAAGUUUUCUUUAUAAAUAAUGAAAUGGUAAUUUGAUUAUAGAAGCAAUUCUUCUACAUAAAUUAGUUAAAUAAACGUGUUUGCACAAUUCGAUUCGUAUACUGUGUGUAUAACAUUGUGUGUUUCAUAUAAGAAUGAGAUUUUAAUCUUCAAUUAAAAAGCGAUUGGAAAAGAGCGUGGCGUUUUCGUUCAUUAUGUGCGACACCAAAUCACAUGUCAUGCACAAAUCGUGUCGCGUCGUACCAGCCGCCCCGAAACCCUGCAGAUUCUCGCUAUACUCUUUGCAUAUCACUUAUCCGCCACCAGCAAAGCGCUCCGUAUCUCCAGAGCCACGGUUGCCAUGGCAACCAGCAGCAAACACUGCCAGACGCUGUCAUUCUCACCAGAUUUGAAGGGUUGUAAUGACAUCCAACAAAUGUACGACGAGACCGUGGAAGUGAAUGGCACAGAGAUAGACAGCCCCAGCUCUGAGGAGGGACCAGCAGAGGCGAUGUCCAAGUUCAACCCGCCGGUGAGGCACACAGCUCGACAUGAUUUCGACUCGGACUCCGAAAGCGAUUCCAGUCCGGACAAAUUUGAAAACUUUUCGGAAGAAGAUGUGUCUCCUGACAGAAAGUCCAAGCAUUCAGAUAAGGAUGACACGAAGCAAAUAAAAGAUUCUACUGAAUUGUCCAGGCAGUCGAGCAGACACCAUGAUUCUUCUAAUUCUGAUACAGAUUCCGGAGAUAUAGAGGCAGAUUUGACAAGACCAGAUCCAGUGUUGCCCACAGCGGGGAGUGGGAAGAAACGCGGCGUGGUGAUACCCGCAGAGGGUGCUUACGACCCCAAGCAGUUCGCAGACCUCAAGGUGCCCCCGGAAAUGGAGAAUAUAUUUCAAUAUAUUAUGAAGUACACGCCGCAAAAGAUCGACAUUGAGUUCAAACUACAACCGUUCGUGCCGGAGUACGUGCCGGCGGUGGGCGACGCGGACGCGUUCAUCAAGGUGACGGCUCCGGCGUGCGGUCCGCGCGCGCCGCUCGACGAACGGGCGCUCGACUUUGUCGAUAAUCUUGGUUUAACAAUACUAGACGAGCCGUCGGCUGAGCAAAGUGAAUCGGCGUUGUUACACUUGCAAUUGAGGGCCAUUUCGAAAACUACGAGCGCUAAAUCCACUGUGUUAACAAAGAAAAUAGAUAAUGCAGAGAAGAACCCAAAAGCGAUCGAGCGUUGGAUCAAGGAUGUCAGCGAGCUGCACAUGUCGAAACCGGCGCCAACCGUCUCUUAUACUGUGAAAAUGCCAGACAUAGACAGCCUAAUGGAAGAAUGGCCCGAAUCUAUGGAAGAAACGUUAAAUGACGUCGGUUUCCCGCCAUCCACCCUCGACUGCUCGCUGUCAGAAUACGUAGAUUUAAUCUGUGCCUUGUUUGACAUUCCUAUCGUUGGUGACACAUUGAAUGACAGAAUACAGGCGCUACAUUUGCUAUUUAGUCUGUAUUCAGCUGUUAAGAAUUCACAGUUAUACGCAGAUAGGAUAAAAGAAGAAAAGGGAUAAAUGUAUAAAUAAAUAUUCUACAAUUAUUA
Molecule: messenger RNA, 1641 nt
Organism: Zerene cesonia (dogface butterfly)
Lineage: Eukaryota; Metazoa; Arthropoda; Insecta; Lepidoptera; Pieridae
Gene: IFT46
Product: intraflagellar transport protein 46 homolog
Exons: 7
Coding region: 422-1612 (396 amino acids)
Biological process (GO): cilium assembly; intraciliary transport
Cellular component (GO): motile cilium; centrosome; intraciliary transport particle B
Source: RefSeq, a predicted model, not a curated record